Molecule: messenger RNA, 8190 nt
Organism: Anguilla anguilla (European eel)
Lineage: Eukaryota; Metazoa; Chordata; Actinopteri; Anguilliformes; Anguillidae
Gene: plekhg4
Product: pleckstrin homology domain containing, family G (with RhoGef domain) member 4
Exons: 24
Coding region: 168-6785 (2205 amino acids)
Molecular function (GO): guanyl-nucleotide exchange factor activity
Source: RefSeq, a predicted model, not a curated record
CAGCACCAGAGCAGAGACCCGCAGUUUGAAGGGAGUGUGAGCGCUGACCAGGAUACCGCCAAGGCUGACUGGGAUACCGCGAGCGCAGCCACGGAUACCGCGAGCGCAGGGGAAAAUGGUUAAACUGAGGGGGGCUCGCUGCAGAACUCGGGCACGGACGCUACAGCAUGGACUCUAAAUCCCUGGACAGCUGCGUCCAGAACGCCCUGGCGGCUCUGUACCCGCCGUUUGAGGCCACCGCCGCCACCGUGCUCUGCCAGGUGCUGGACGUGGUGGAGGGGACGUACCGCGGAGACGGCCUGCGCUACCUGAUCGACUUCCUGGUUCCGGCCAAGCACAUCCUGCAGUGCAUCCAGCAGGACGCCUGCUUCCCCUACAAUGGCUUCCUGUUCCGGCACGAGGGCUGGCCGCUGUGCGUGCGCGAGAAGGUCAUAGUCCAGCUGUGCCCUCUGGACCGGCGCGUGCUGCGGCCCGGGGACUUCUACCUGCAGGUGGCGCCGUGCCCCAGGAAGGGCCCGCGCGUGCUGCUGAAGAGCCUGUCGUGGGACGGGCGGGAUGUGGAGGAGCUGGAGGUGCCGGCGGUGAGCCACGCCUCCAUCUUCACCAUGGACUGGCUGGACCAGGUCAACCGGGAGCGCGCGGGCGCGGGCCUGGAGCGCUGCCUGCUGGCCGGAGACGGGCACGUCUUCCGCCUGCCCUGGGAGGACGUGGUGCGGCCCGAGUUCGUCGGCGAGGCCAAGGGCGGCGCGGAGCCGGGGGCCGGGGGGGCGGCGCGGGACGCCCGAGCCGAACCGCGGGACGGCGGCGGCGAGGAGGGGCGGAGCCUCGGGGACCGCGCGCGGUCGCAGACUGACUGCAGCGCCACCCGCGGGGGGGAGCCGGAGGGCGAGGCGGGGGACACUGACCCUGAGGGGGAGUACGUAGAGCUGCUGGACGUCGCCCUGCCACGCCUCUCCCCGCAGACGGGCUCCCUGACCCAGGCCGUCACCCUCAACCACAAAAACCACAGCAAGACGAGGACUAGCGAGCAGACGCUGGAGUCUGCCUUCAUAAACAGCACUUCUGCCCACACGCUUCACUCCGUUCUCAUAGAGGAUUCCGCUCCACGGACAGACUCUGACUGUCCGGUCAUCCUGACCCCCACACAGACUGAGGGCUUUGGGACAGGUGAAAGUUUGGGGAGCGUUUCUCACACGCCUGCAGUCAUCGGGUCAGAGAGCCUGCCGCCGGACGCCUCUGCCGCUCCUGCGGAUUUGAGAGAUCUGCCGGCGGGUCACGGGACGGGCCUGGCCGCUGCAGAGGGGGGCGAGGCGGUGCCGGGCGGGGCUGCGGACAGCACCAGGCUUUCACACGACCCCAGUGGUGGCAGCGGGCCGACGGGACUGGAGCCGCGCCCUGUGGAGGGCAGCGAGGGCCACGCCCAGGAAGAGUCCGUCCGGGCGUCCCUCUCCCCCGCCCCGAACCAAAGCCCCCCGCACACGGACCCUCCGUCCCAGGGGGACAGUCCCCUGUCUGACACGCACCCCGCUCUGCCUUCUGGGACGGCCCCCAGCCAAGCAGAGUCCGGCUCCCUCACUCACACAGGCUGCAGCUCCGAGACGGAACAACGUCAAGGUACAGCUGAGGGCUUAGAACAGCGUGAGGGUACAGGCGAAGGUGUAGAACAGUGUCUGGGUACAGGUGAGGGUUUAGAACAGCGUGAGGGUACAGGUGAAGGUGUAGAACAGUGUCUGGGUACAGGUGAGGGCUCAGAACAGCGUGAGGAUACAGCUAAGUGUUCAGAACAACGUGAGGGUACAGGUGAGGGUUCAGAACAGCAUGAGGUUGUAGAACAGCAUGAGGGUACACCUGAUGGUGUAGAACUGUGUCUGAGUACAGAUGAGGGUUUAGAACAGCAUGAGGGUGUAGAACAGCGUCUGGGUACAGCUGAGGGUGUAGAACAGCGUCUGGGUACAGCUGAGGGUGUAGAACAGUGUCUGGGUACAGGUGAAGGCUCAGAACAAUGUGAGGGUACAGGUAAGGAUUCAGAACAGUGUGAGGGUACAGGUGAGGUUUCAGAACAGUGUGAGGGUACAGGUGAGGUUUCAGAACAGUGUGAGGGUACAGGUGAGGGUUCAGAGCUGCGGCAUGGCGGGGGCGGGCUAGAGGAGGCCGCAGAGGGCGGGGCCCCAGCAGGGCAGAGAGAGGAAACACAAACAGCCAUGUCAGAGGCCACGCCCCAACACCUCUCCACUCAGGAGGACAGCUCAGCUGGUGGAGCAGGUGAGACAGGUGUAGAUUCAGAGGGAGGAGGUGUGGAGGAGGCCGCGGGAGGAGGCACAGAACAGGAGCAGGCAGCGGGAGGAGGCACAGAACAGAAGGAGGCAGAGGGCGGAGGUGCGGAUGAGGAGGCGGCAAAGGGAGGAGAUGCAGUGGAGGAGGUGACAGAGGGAGGAAGUGCGGAGCAGAAGGAGGCAGAGAGAGGAGGUGCUGAGAAGGAGGUAGAGGGAGGAGGUGCUGAACAGAAGGAGACAGAGGGAGUAGUUAUGGAGCAGGCAGAGGGAGGAGGUGUGGAGCAGGAGGCAGAGGGAGGCGCAGAGCUGGAGCAGGCAGAGGGAGGAGCUGCAGAGAAGGAGGAGACUGCAGGAGAGGGUACAGAGGGCCCAGGAGCAGCUCAGACAGGGGCGGAGUGUGUGACAUGCGUCACAGACAGCACACACAUCCCUGAGGACUGCGGUGCUCCUGCUGCUGAGUCAGGAGCGACACAUGGACCGGUGGUCCCGGCGGGAGGGGCCGGGGAGGGGGACGAGUCCGGCGGGCCGCCCGAACAGCACACAGGCGCUCCGCGGGACGGCCCGGGAGCGGAGGAGCAGCCGGAGGAUGGGGGUGUGAGUGAAACACACACGCAGAGCGCUCAGGACCAUGGACCAUCAGAGGGAGGAGAACAAACAGAACCUGAGGAGUCUCACCAGCCAGGCUCCAGUCAGGGGGAAGCGCAGGUCCUGAAGCCAGGCCAGGGGCCCUGUGCUCUGGGGAAGCCGGCCACUCCGGUGGGCGGCAGCGGGGAGGAGGCCGUCACCCUAAAGCAGCAGGACACGGUGUGUGUCUGUCCCGCCCUGCCCAAGGCCCAGCCGGUACUGCCCCAGGCCCAGCCAGUACUGCCCCAGGCCCAGCCGGUACUGCCCCAGGCCCAGCCAGUACUGCCCCAGGCCCAGCCAGUACUGCCCCAGGCCCACAGCAUGAACAGAGAGGUGCUCAGCUCCGGAGUGCUCUGUCUGCCCGGAACGCGGGACAAAGGCGGACGCGCCCUCGUGAUCGUGACGACCAGAAAUACGGCUUGGCUGAACCCGCGCUGCAACAGCGGCGAGCUCGCGCGCAUCCUGGAGUACUUCCACACCACGCUCCGGAAGGACGUGAGCUCCCUGGGGUUGACCGUCCUGGUGGACGCUCGCCGAUGCUCGCCCGUCCCCGCGCUCUUCAAGGCCUUCAACAUCCUGCAGGAGUCUGUGCCCGGCUGCAUCCACACCCUGCUGCUGCUGGCUGACAGAGACCUGGCCUUCCGCAUGGAGAAGCCCUCUGCCCUGCAGUUUGAGCUCCUGCCCUCUCUGAAGUCUCUGUACAAGCACGUGGACAGCGCCCAGCUGCCGGCCGAAUUCGAGGGCACCUUCCCCUUCUGCCACAGCAGCUGGAUCACGUUUCGGAUGAGGUUGGAGCAGCUGAGCAGCAGCUGCAAGGAUGCCGUCAGCCUGCUGAAGAGCACCGUCUCAAACCUGGAGACCUCCUCACUUCCUGCUACUGCUGAGGAGGCCCGGCUGCUGCUGGGCCGGUACCGGGACCUGAUGCACAGCGUCCUGCAGGACAGCGGGCUGGUGCGCCUGCAGCUGGAGGGCGGGGCCUCCCUGUCCCGCCUCCGGAAGGAGGAGUCGAGCGUCAGCCUCACCGAGGACUACAGGGAUGCCAUUGAGGAGGUCAGCGGACUCUACGACCAGGUGGACGAGCUGGUGCAUCGGCUGGUGACGCUGUCCAACAAGUGCACCCAGGAGCUGGAGUUCAUCGUGGAGUUCAAGGUCCUGGAGGAGGGCUUUAAGGAGGUGAGAGGCUGGAUCGAGGACGUUGGGGAGGGUCAGCUCAAGGCCCUGGGAGAUCUGGAGGAUUCGCUGGAGCAGCUGCGUGUGAAGCAGUCCCUCUUCCAGGACUUCUACUCCACUGCAUACGAGCGCUGUAAGACCGGGGAGGCCCUGCUGAAGAGGCUGGAGAGGUGGGAGGUGGACGUGUCGUCCGCGGAGCUGCAGGUGUACGAGGUGAAGGUGCGCUCCUUCUGCGUGCACCUGAGGGACUUCUCCCAGAGGGUGGAGGACGCCAAGAGCAGGAUCCACAAGACCGUCAGACUCUACGAGUUCUUCGACAAGGCGUACGAGUGGGCGCUGGAGGGCAUGCGCCACCUGGCCUGUGUCAGCAUGGAGGACUGCGUCGCGCCCGAGAAGUGCCACGCGGUGGCCAAGUGCCUGGAGGGAUACCGGCGGCAGCACCCGGAGAUCGCCGACGCCCGCUUCCAGGAGAUGAGCGCGCUGGCGGGGGAGCUGCGGAGCGAGCGGGGCCUGCGGCAGUGGAAGUUCGCCUGGUCCAAGUGCCAGGAGACCAAGCAGAUGUUCGAGAAGAAGCUGGAGGCGGCGCUGCGCACCCGCCGCUCGCUGCCGGGGGACGGCCCGGAGAAGGGCCGCCGCCACUCAGACGGCGCCGAGACGCUGCAGGGGCGCGGCGGCGGCGGCCUGGCCUUCGCCUGCCGGAAGGCCUUCGGGUCCCGGCCGGCCCUCUCCGCCGGGGACGCCGCCUCGCUCAAGGGCUCCACCCCCUCGCUCAAAGGCUCCACCCCCAGCCUGUCGGGCCGCUGCACCCCGCCGAGCUCGCAGCUGCUGUCCCGGAGCACCUCCGCCGAGGAGCCCCCUCAGAGGCCCCGCCUGGAGGCGCACGCCCGCGUCAGCUCCGCCCCCUUCUGCCCGGCGCUGUCGGCGGGCGAGGCCGGGCGCCGCGUGCUGCGCAAGACCCAGAGCUUCGACACGCCCCCCGCGCCCGCCCCCGCCGAGUCGCCGCGCUACGGCUCCUGCCAGCGCGCGGUGAGCGAGCCGGCCCGCCGCGGCAACACCGGAGUCUUCAUCAAGGGCCUGGAGGUGAGCAGCACGGAGGUGGCCGACCGGGCCUACGGCUCCCGCCUCCCCGCCGCCAGCUGGAGCCCCUCGGACGGCCUGCGGAACAGCACCCCCGUCCCAGAGCCCCGAGCCAAGGGCAGUAAGCUGCGUCACAUCGUGGACGAGAUGGUGACGACGGAGCGGGAGUACGUGCGCUCGCUGCGCUACAUCAUCGAGCACUACUUCCCCGAGAUGGAGCGGCCCGACCUGCCCCAGGACCUGCGGGGCAAGCGCAGCGUCAUCUUCGGCAACCUGGAGAAGCUGGUGGACUUCCACAGCCAGUACUUCCUGAAGGAGCUGGAGAGCUGCUGCAACCACCCGCUGCGCGUCAGCCACUGCUUCCUCCGACACAAAGACCAGUUUGGCCUGUAUGCCUUGUACAGCAAGAAUAAACCAAAGUCUGAUGCUCUGCUAGCCAGCCAUGGAAAUACCUUCUUCAGGAACAAGCAGCUGGAGCUGGAGGAUAAGAUGGACCUGGCGUCCUACCUGCUGAAGCCCAUCCAGCGCAUGAGCAAGUACGCGCUGCUGCUCAAGGACCUGAUCAAGGAGGUGAGCGAGGCGCAGGAGCAGGAGCUGGCCUGCCUGCGCGCCGCCGCCGAGAUGGUCAAGUUCCAGCUGCGCCACGGCAACGACCUGCUGGCCAUGGACGCCAUCCGCGACUGCGACGUGAACCUGAAGGAGCAGGGCCAGCUGGUCAGGCAGGACGAGUUCACCAUCUGGUUCGGGAGGAAGAGGUGCCAGCGACACGUCUUCCUGUUCGAGGACCUGGUGCUCUUCAGCAAGCCCAAGAGGAUCGAGGGGGGGCUGGACGUCUACAUCUACAAGCAUUCGUUUAAGACUGCAGACGUGGGGAUGACGGAGACGUCCGGCGAGAACGCUCAGCGCUUCGAGAUCUGGUUCCGGAGGAGAACCUCCAAAAACCAGACGUACGUCCUGCAGGCCGCCAGCACCGAGAUCAAGCACGCCUGGACUUCAGACAUCGCCCAGAUCCUCUGGCAGCAGGCCACCCGGAACAAAGAGCUGCGAAUGCAGGAAAUGGUGUCAAUGGGAGUGGGAAACAAGCCCUUCCUGGACAUAAAGCCCAGCGACGCUGCCAUCAACGACAGGGCCAUCGACUACAUCAUGAAGGGGAGAGGAGCCAGGACAAGGGCAUCGAUAGCCGUGUCUCUGUUCGACCACACCAACCCCUACAAGAGGACGGAGGGGAACUCGUCCGGCUCUGGGCCCCCCUCAGCGGCCGGGCCCUCCUCGACCUCCCUCCUGGGGCCCCUCAACCUGCACAUGUACAGCAACCAGCCCCUGAUGCCCGGGGCCGAGCGCUCCUUCAUCAGCCCCUGCAUCGAGGAGGACGAGAUGGAGCACGAGACCAGCAGCCAGCCCUCUAUGACUACGGAGAGCUCGGAGUCGUCGCACUGCAUGUCGGCCAGCGGGUCCAGCGGGUCGGACAGCGGCUGCGUCUCCAGCCACCUCCCGGAGGCGCUGUCCGAGGACCCGGGGUCGCCCUGCGAGCCGUCCUGUUACCCCAGCGUCAGCUCCCCCAUGGAGGGCAAGCCGUGCUUCAACAGCCAGUACAUUUCAGCGAAAGCAGGCCAAAUGCUAAGCCCAUCCACAGUAGUGUGAGCGUUCUUCCGCUGCUUUACGUUUAAAAGUCCAUAAGCUCUCGUCGACAGGUAUUGGCCACACGAGGACGAAAACUCUCCAAGCGUUUAUUUUUCCUCUUUUGACCGACGCAUCUCAUCUCAGACGAACACUGAAAGGGCUGGAGGGGAGCACUGCUAAAAAAAAAAAGCCACUUUUGAGCAUAGCUUUUGUAUGGUUUAAACAACCGUUUAAAUAUUCUUGUAUUUAUCUUUUUCCCCGUGCCAGUGUAGUAGUGCCCUGUACCAUGUUGAAAUUUGUAAAUAAUUAUUGUAAUAGUUUACAAUGCAGUUAUGAACUGUUUUUGUUGUCUUGUUGACCACUUUGCUGUAGACUGCAAUUAAAAUGGCAGAACUGUACCUUACUAUGAAAAGGUAUUUGUUAAACUGAAGGAGGAGUGCGAUCGUACUCUUCUAGGUUCGAAAGCAACUUGCUUUUUUUUUUUUUUUUUUUUUUUUUUUUUUUUUUUUUUUUUUUUUUACAAAGAAGGCAGAAUUUGCAUGACUCUUACGUUGUUAUUACAUAAGGUCUCUCUUUCUCGUUAAAUUGACCCGUGGUCAGACUUCCGUUGUUUUAUUUUGACGUUGUCACUCUGUGGCCACACAGCUGAAAAAGCCAACUUAUCCUAGUGCUUCCAUUGUGUGAUUGUACACGCCGGUUGGAUCCAGUUUAGGAUCCCCUUUGUUAAGCUCUGUCAGGUUGCGUGAGAGGCUGCAGCUCCAGCCCCCAUGUGACCACAGCUCCGCCCCUAACAGUAGGGAAACCCCUGGGAGUCAUGUGACCCCUCCCCAAAAAGGCUGUGAGUGUUCGAAUGCAAAAUCCACAAUUUAAGGAAUGCAUUUUUCAUACAUGUAUGCUGUAGUCAUUGACACUUCCUGUUUGUCUAUGUAUCGUAGAAUGCAGGGAAAGGACAUAUUGUGCUGUUCACAUUUAUUCAGCAAUGUGUACAACUGCCUGUGAAGUAUGAAGUGCCAAUAGCCAAACUGAUGCAUUUUGUGUAUUAAAAACAUGUUCCUUAUGUUUUUUGAAAUCUUAUGUGAAUCAUAUUACCUUUGCAAAAGGGACCAGAUCGAAUAAGGGGCAAGUGUUCGACUUUCAGUUUCUUAGUAAUGUUAAGACAGCAUUUAAAAACAUGCAAAAAAAAUGUACAUUAUUUUGUAAAUAUUUUUGCACCAGUGGUGCACUGUGGUUUUAGUUGGGAAUAACUUUAUACAUGUCUGUAUUAACCAACAAAGCAGGGAGUCACUGAAGUGCCAUUCUUAACGUGUAAAAACAUUGAUCUCCAUUCAUAGCUGGGGCAGCACGAUUGUACUCAAGUGACAGAUUUCUUAAUCCUAACAGGUUCUCAAGUAUUUAAUAAAGAUGAAUUUCUUUCAAUCUAAAAAAA